CCACUCUGCUCACGCCUGCCCGUCACCAAACGACUCCCUACUUGUAGUGAUCUCACUGGGCCACUGCCCGCCACCCUCCUGGCACCCCCCACACAUCUGCUGUACACUGCCUCCCCAUCGCCUCUUUCCGCGCUUUCAUGCUCACACCUGCCUGUUGCCCGCCACCCUCCUGGCACUUCCACGGUCGCGCCUUGGCCCGCGCCAGCUUUCUCCCCAUACCUCACACCAGAUUUAGCGCUAAAUUUGUUUAUGCUUGUGGCCCUAUGUGUUUAUAAGCAUACUGUUGGGUAGACCAGAGUAUCAGUUGUCUGAUGAUUGCCUAGCGGAAUGAAACUCAGAGUUACAACCAACCUGAACGUCCUCCGCUGAGUCUGCUAUGUAUUUAUAUAUAUGUAAUCUGUUUAGCGAAUUAUUUGUUCGUUUGCUGGUGACUGUCUAUGUGCUGCAUAUCCAUGUAGAUGUUAUUCUGUACUCCUCUGUAUUGCCCUGUGUCCGUUGGGUGAGUGUGCAGUUGUUCAUGGAAAUCAGCAAUUUUGUGGAUCUUACAUUGGCAAUGGAUGCCCAUCAGAAGCCUGACGUUCCCGACGAUAACGCAACCGAGGUAGCCAAGCCGCAACAUGACAUCACUACUGAGAAUGUAUAUGCUAUGCCAGAGCUAAUGGCUGCUGCUAAUCACUCUCUUACUGGUGAUGAUAUACUCCAGCAAGAAGAAUUGCAUCUAGAAUCCGCAAACAGUGAUGCAACUAGCUCACUACAUGUAUCUGAAGAUCUCCAGGUGACGGAGCAGGGCCCAAUUCUGCAUGAACUGGACAGUGUUUCUUUUGAUGUGUGGCAAGAUACAUUAUUGCCAAUGUUGUCCAUUCUGGACAUCUUUCGGCUGUGUGGAGUUUCGAGGAAUGUUAAGAAGCUGCUGCUCAAUGAGCACACGUUUAAGCGUCUAUGUCAGAGGCGGUAUCAUCUCAGUCCUAACUUGGAAAUGUCGUAUAUUCGAGCUGCACGAAUUCUCUACAUAGCAGACAGUGUGGCUAGUAUGCAUCAUAGCCCGUGGGAGUGGAUAAAUGAUUUGCUUGUCGAAAGGGCUAAUCGCCGGGUUUUCGACCAAAAGGAUACAUUGCUAAAGCAAUUAUCGACUCUGGCGUUGAUGGCACCUCCAACUGCGGGUCAGAUCACAAGCUGGACUUUCUCUUGUUUGCAGAGUGAACUGGUGAAAGUCGACUUCUUAUCUGUAGAUGAAGCGUGUGAAAUUCUUCCAAACGUUUCGCGGAAGUUGUUUGGGCCAGAUUCAUUGGAUUCAGACGAAGGCAUGAACACGGAUGCAUAUAGAAUAGAAGAUUUGGUUUCUUUGCUUCUAGAAAAGUGUGGCUCUAUUGAAGAGAACCAAGAAGCCAUGAUCGAACAUUUGCACGGCGAUAUCUCAACGCUAGAAUCAUACUUGCCCUAUGUGUACCGAUCGAGAAGGCUUGUUGACAUUGCAAAAUGUUUUUACAGCAUUGCAAAGCACGACAAAAGUGUAUUCACCUCCCUGGGCACAGCAUGGUUAUGGGCAUACCUUUAUGUGCAAUGUCUGCAGAUUCCAAACACGUAUGUAUGGACGUAUAAUCCUUUCGUUCAUUGGGAUUUCGUCGAUGUGAGGAAUUUUGAUCAAGAAGAUGAUGUGAUGAUGACUAGAAAUUGGAUAUACGCCAUCGGCAAGCUCGCAACCAAACAUUCCGUUCUCAAGCUCCUGAUAAUGGGAAGAAUGCGGACGGUUCAUGUCGAGGAUUAUUUCAUGGCUGUCAUGGAGUAUGAAGAGUUCUUGAAGGGAUUGCCAAAGUCCAGUAUCCCUGAUUGUGCAACUCUCUACCUACAUUUGGGAAGUUACCUACAACCUGCCUCACAAGGAUCACAUUCCAGAACAGAAUGGACAGCAGACGAAUUGUUCAAAGCCAUGGAGGGCUAUGGCAAGUUGUUGGCUACGAAAUGACUCGAAGCCGCGUCAGGAAGAAGAAGGGAUGAGGAGAAUAUCGGAGCAGCUGAGUGCCAGUAUCACAACAGCCAGUGCAGUUUUGUGCCCCCAUUGUCAAGAUUUCUGGACGGAUGCAUUGCUAAAAUUUAAUAUGUGUGAAUUUUUCAUUUCGUCACCUUUUUUGUUAACCGCUGUCCUUUUUCAGGGUGACUCUGUAUUAUGGAACUAGCUGUAAUAUGAAUGCUAGGUUUGAAAAACUGCUAGCAUUGGUAACUGUACGAACAACACCAAAUUCUGUAAACAUUCCGACCGGUUCAGUAAUGUCAAUUUCGAUUUUUCUCCGUUUAGGGUCCUUGUUACUGUUCACUUUCCUGUAAUAAAACAUUGUUUCAGGUAUUCUGUAUAGCUACACGCAAGCCAUGGACCUUGUCUCUGGUAAACCAAUCCAUGUCUUUUCAAGUUUUCAUAGCUUAUUGCUGCUUUCUUUUUCAUAAUUCUGGAAAUAUUUUUUAAUGAAAACUCUGACACUUUGCUACAUUCUUUUUCUUCUUGCUGUUGCUGCUGUCCCCGCAGAGGCUGUUUGUUGUUGCUGUGUGCGUGUGUAUGUGGGUGUGCAUGUGACUGAGGUGUGUUAGGGGUGGG
Sycon ciliatum is the source of this 2587-nucleotide messenger RNA. RefSeq lists its product as uncharacterized. The transcript has 2 exons. Bases 377 to 1963 code for a protein of 528 amino acids. The record is from RefSeq and is a predicted model, not a curated record. NCBI's taxonomy places the organism in Eukaryota, Metazoa, Porifera, Calcarea, Leucosolenida, Sycettidae.